CAUCCGGAACUAACUCGUGACUUUCGGCUGUUUUCGCUGUAGCCGCUUCAGCGCCGCUUGGUGUUUUUCGCCAUGGGGUCUUGAAGAUAAACGCCGCUCUGCCGAACAACAAACACCAACAUUUCCCUGAGCACCACCCGAAGACCGAGCACACACACACUGAGCUCCGAGAGACGAGAUGUGGCGAGUACAAGGACUGCUGGGCAGAGCGUUGAGCCGUUGUCAUGGGAACGGACCGCUGCGUCUCUCGAACGGUCACCACGUAGAGGAUGAGGUCAUUAGCUCCUCAACGGUCCUGUCCACCAGCCGCCACACCUCGGACAGCAGCUCUCAAAGAGGCGAGGAUGGAGAACAGAAUAAGAAGAAGAAAAGAACGUCUCAGUUUUGUUAUGCUGGUCUGGCACGAUAUUCAGCGCUGGAUGCAGUGGGCUGGGGUGCUGCGGCGGUUCUGUUCAUGCAUGUCUGCAGGAGGAUCCACUCUCAGUUCUCGUCUGUGGGCGAGCAGAGCGCAGGACCACCACGCCUCAGAAAGCCUGGCCUCAUCCACAAAUGCACCUACAGGAUUCUGCUCGACAUAUUGUCCAGGCGUGAUAUGUUGCCCAGAGGAGUGAGUGUGAUGUGUCUGAAGGGGGCACUGACGAGCCCAGAUCAGAGUGACAGCAGUGGGGGGAGCAGCAGCACUAACGCAGAGCCUGUCCCUGACCUGCACACUGCACAGACCUCCUCCCAGCAGACGGAGACACUCAGCCACAACAGCAGAGAAGAAACUUCCCCCGUUGUGACGGGAGCAGCAGCUGCUAGCCAUGAGCAGCCACAAGAAAACCACAAAUCACGCUCUGUGGACGAGGCUGUGCAGAAUCUGAGAGAUGUGGCAGACAACAGCGUUCCUAUAAUCCUCAACAUCAUCGGUCUGGAGAGCGCUAAAGCAGGUGAUUAUGAGGCAGCGUUUGAAUGUUUUCUGGCCUCGGCCCAGCAGGACUACAGCAAAGCUCAGUUUAACGCGGGUGUGUGUUAUGAGAGAGGCCGUGGAGUCAGUAAAGACCUCAGUAAGGCGUUGCAGUAUUACAGAUGUGCAGCAGCAGCGGGUCACAGACAGGCUCAGUACCGCUGUGCUAAACUCCUCUUGAACAGCCGGGGGCAGCAGAGCGCCACAGAUGCAGACACUGCUACCGCUCUCUCUCUGCUGCACAAAGCAGCAGCCGCUGGACUCACUGAGGCUCAGCUGUACCUGGGCGUGUUAUGUUCUCAGAACGCAGACGCUGAUGGAGGAAAGUCUGCACAGUACUUCAGAAUGGCAGCAGAGCGCGGAGACAGUACCGGACUGCUGUUUCUGGGUCAGUGCUAUGAGAGAGGGUUUGGGGUUCCACGGGGCUACAGAACUGCAGUGAGUCUGUAUCAGCAGGCAGCAGCAAAAGGAAACCAGGAGGCCAAGAAAAUGCUCAGAGACCUGCACAACAGGGAGGUCCUGCGCUCUAUCCGUUCCGCUCCUUGUCUCUCCCUUCUGGAUCAGCUGCAUCUGAGUGCCAUGUUUUCCCCAGUGUCGCAAGAGGCGGAGUCUGGCCCAAAGCAUCCUGACUGGCCCACUCAGCCUCUUCCUCAUUCAUGGAGCACCGGAAAUCUGAUAUCCCCGUCUGCAUUCUCUGCUCAGACACUGAACGCUAAUAGCAAAAGUGGAGGCUGGAUUAUAGGGGUGGGAUAAAACAUACACAUACAUGUAGAUACAUCCUCAAAUUAUACAAAAACACUUAAACAUACAGAAGCAGGACCCGUAUCAUACGUUUUUUUACCCCUUGAGAUCCACUUAUAACAUUUGUGAGGUGUCAUGCACCAAAAAUGGUCAUAAUUCACUUUUCAUGACCAUUUUCUAACCUCUCUCUAUCUCUUCGGAUUAAACAGGCUGUUUUUGUUACUGUGCCUUUAAGAUUGAUGUAAGAUAAACAAGCUCUGUUCCGUAUUGCGCCUCAUUCAGAAAGCACUCCGAGCUGAAACACUCUUUCUAGCUUCAGUGUGAAUGGGCGAGGCUAAACUGUUGUAACCUGAAUAGGAAGAUAUAUGAUUAGUUGGUUAUUGUGUUAUCGCAGAAACAGUUAACUCAAAGCGGUACAUUUGCUACAUAAUUUUCAUAUAUGUUCAAUUUGAAACCAAUGUUUACACAUUACUUUGAACACCUUUAUUUCAAAAGAGCAAAGUCAGUCUUUUUUUUUUCUAUGAUUAUGGGCCCUUUAAAACAAGCUGCUUCUCAACCCAGAAAAGGCAGUAUUGAGCAGAACAGUGUAAAAAAAUUCACUGGCCAGAAAUGCCUUCACUCCACAUCCUCGCCCUCUUGGCUUUUGAAAAUAUAUUUUUGCCAUUGACUUUGACCUACAGAUGCUUGUUAGUGCCACCUUGUGGAUAUAAACUUCAUAUAAACACAACCAGAAAUACAUACAUAUUUUUGAUCACUGAAAGAUUAUGAGUGCACAAGGACAAAUAGACUUUCUCUGUAGCCCUGAUAAUUUGGGUUUAUAAGGAUGGAGCUUUUAUCCGACAGUGGAAUGUUCUCAGCCAAUCAGGGAAAAGCUUGAGAGUUUUGAAUGUAGAGAGAGACACAUUGAGUGAGCGAGAGUAUUGAGUUUAAUGUUGUUUCUAAGAAUGAAUGUAUCAUUUGUUUUAUCAUUUUAAACACACACUACAUGGCCAAAAGUAUGUGGACACCUGACCAUCACACCUGUAUGGGCUUGCUGGACAUUGUGUUCCAAAACCAUGGGCUUUAAUAUGGAGUCAUUAUCCCUCCCCCACCAAACUUUACUGUUGGCACUGUCCAUUCUGGUAGGUAGCGUUCUCCUGUUUCACAAUACUUACUGUUGACCAGGGCAGGUCUAGCAAGGCAGCCAUUUCACAAACUGACUUGUGGUAAAGGUGGCAUCCUAUGACAGUGCCAUGUUUAAAGUCACUGAGCUCUGCAGUACAACCCAUUCUACUACCAUUGUUAAUGGAGACUGCAUGACUGCUCUUGAUUUUAUACACCUGUUAGCAGUUGGUGUGGAAUGCAAUAAUUCUCACAAAUUAAGAGCUCAAUAAUUAGGUGGAGUGUCCACAUAUUUUUGGCCACAUAGUGUAUAAGGGAAAAGGGAAGCCCUCCGUUGCAUGUUUGAUGUAUUAGUAUGCGUGGUGUAAUUUUUUUGUUCGGAAUUACAGUGUCAGUUUGAGGCGUUUUUGUAUGGGAUUACAGUGUCAGUUUGAGGCGUUUUGUAUGGAAUUACAGUGUCAGUUUGAGCUUGUUUGUAUGGAAUUAUAGUGUCAGUCUGCAUGUUUUUGUGGAAGAGCUGAUGAGUAUUUUUCUUCAUUUUGCCAGUGAGCCAUUUCAAGGGAGCUGCCUUUUGGCCACCUGUUUCAAAACUGGUUUUAACAAGCCCUCGUCCACUUGGCCUCACCAUUUCUCUUUGGGGGGGAUCCCCAGUGCCAUCUUGAGGGCCAUUCUAUUAGUUUAUUAGCUUGAGUGAAGGGUGUUAGACGAGCCUCGAAUAGAUGAGUAUUUAAUUCAGAAACAGUACGUGCCCAGAAAUCACUGUGAUUUGGCACUUUUCUUUUUUUAAAGUUGAUGAUGCAAUGCAUAUGCUUUACUCUGCUAAGCUAUUUGUAAGCAAGCUAAAAGCUACCCAGCUAGCAACAGCAAAAAGAAAGGUGGUACGUCAUGGUUUUAAACCAGAGUUUAUAGCCAGACGAAAUGAUUAUUCACAAAAUUUGUGUUAACUUUUGCAAGCCUGGCUAUAUAGCUCAAUGAAGAUGACCUAGCUGAAGGCGAGUGUACUCCAACUGAACAGUUCAUUCCUCGCUGCCUGCUCUCCCCCUUCUGCUGUGAGUGGCCAUUUGCUUAACGUAGUUGUAACGUUGCCUCCAAGUGGUCAGUCAAAGUUGGCGAGGUUGAGAAUAGUAUUGUAUCGGGUCUAGCUCUUGUAUUUUAGAUGUCUGGUAUAAUUUAGACCAGUGUUUCUCCACCCUGGUCCUGGGGGCCCACUGUCCGGCACAUUGUAGUGCUUUUCCUGCUUUAACACAGCCACUUUAACCCAAUAAUGGGCCGUUAAUGAAUUGAUUAGUUGGAUCAGGUGUUGGGCCUCUAGGACCAGGGUUGAGAAACGCUGGUUUAGACUGCAGGGCUUUGGCUGAAUAGGCUAUUGUUGUUAAUGGGAGUUUGACAAUAACAAAUAAAUGUGAGUAGCAAGUGCUAACUGGUCCCUAUAACUUUCUCUCCUUGUAGCCUUAUUUGGCUUCUCUGAAUGAUAUUUUUUGCAACAAUUAAUGCAUUUAGGCCAAUAUAACCAAACACUGUCCACUUUCAUGCCAAAAUUUGUAGCAUGUGCCAAACAGUUUUCCAAAAGAUGCUUGAAUCUUAUGUGCCUUUAUGCAUUUCCGUGUUUUCAUAAUUAGUUACACGACAGUAAAUAAGCAUUCAGUAAAGAAAUCGGCCAAAAGAAGAUGUUGCUGAAAUCUGAAACCCUGUGUGCAUUUGUAGCUGUAAAUGGAUAUUUGUCUUUUCUGUCAUUUCUGUGUCUGUGAAUGUGAACUUCUGAAGCACUACUGUUUGUUAGACGCACACUAUAUUGCUUAUUUUUGAAUAAACAAACUUUUCUACCAUGA
This is a messenger RNA of Colossoma macropomum (tambaqui), 4617 nucleotides long. RefSeq names its product DAP3 binding cell death enhancer 1 (gene dele1). The transcript has 11 exons. Lineage: Eukaryota; Metazoa; Chordata; Actinopteri; Characiformes; Serrasalmidae. The record is from RefSeq and is a predicted model, not a curated record. Bases 179 to 1699 code for a protein of 506 amino acids. Gene Ontology annotation, molecular function: protein binding.